Molecule: messenger RNA, 6045 nt
Organism: Anguilla rostrata (American eel)
Lineage: Eukaryota; Metazoa; Chordata; Actinopteri; Anguilliformes; Anguillidae
Product: zinc finger protein Eos-like
Exons: 8
Coding region: 1033-2802 (589 amino acids)
Biological process (GO): regulation of transcription by RNA polymerase II
Molecular function (GO): RNA polymerase II cis-regulatory region sequence-specific DNA binding; DNA-binding transcription factor activity
Source: RefSeq, a predicted model, not a curated record
CAUGCGUGAAUUUGGAAACGUGUGUGACUUUGUGAGAUUUCCACGAGGGCGUGUAGGUUCCUCUGGAAAAUGCCUUGUCUGUUAUUGUCUGGGGGUUUCAAAGGUUACGUUUCCACAACGUUUCCAGCAGACGGCAGCCCACUUGGCUAACUCGCCGGGUGCCAAUUUGUCUAGGAGAGAGCGCUGUCAUAAACCUUAAAUCAGCUUGGUAGGCAUUAGGGUGACAGGUCUGCCUUUCCGCUAAGUCUUUCUGUUUUAUUUAUUUGCUGUUUGUUUCACCCUCACUCUCACUCACAUUCUCUCUCUCUCUGUGUCUCAGUUCAGUUCCAUUCAGUUAAUUUAAGUUCACUUCAUUUGGCUUUGUUGAUUUGCCAAUACAUCUGUAUUUCCAAAGCUUAUGCUGAAAAAACAAAUAACAAGUAAAAAUGUGAAUAAUAACAAAACAUGGCUGUAUAACUAUACAAUAAAAAAUGUUUUAUUUUGUUUUUGUAUUGCUUCAAUGCUCUUUACCUCCCUACCUUUCAUUCAUCUUUCUCUUUUCUGUUUGUUCUGCUGUUCUCACAAACCCAAUUCCCCUCAUUUCUUGCUUUUCGCACUUUUCCCCCCAGUUUUUGACGAACGUCUAUGCUCAUGUCAGAACGAGGCGGUUUCUCUGUCUUCUCGCCCCCUUGUUCUCAGUAUUUCCUGGUUGUGGGUUUGAGAGAGGGAGGAGAGAGGGCCGCAGGGGUGUGCGUGUGCCUCCUCUUGCCCCUAUAAGUGGCGUGUGGCGCGUUCACCUGUGCGCCAGCUCACCAGGCAGUGAUUUCACAGAGACGAAGACAUAGUCAGUUACAAAAAAUAAAAUAAAACAAACAGCAAAAAAAAGAGACAAAAACCCGAGGCAGACAAACGGACACAAAGGCAAAAUCGAAGAACAAUUUGAACAAAAGAUCGCGACAGAACAACUAAAAAGAGAGACAAAGAGAGACAAAGACUCACUGAGAGAGCAGAGGCAAAAGGGUUUAGGUUUAAGAAGAACCAGUACCAUCAGCCAUGAACCGCAGUCAUUUUGGCGACUCAGCUGGUGUGAGAAUGAAUGCUGACAACUGCAAUGGCCGUUCUUAUGUGUCAGGCAGCGGAGACUCGUCGAUGGAGAGGGAGUUCUCAGGGGGACUAGGGGGGCCUACAAUGAGCACUCUGAACAGCCAGCAUUCCUCCCCAAGCCGCUCCCUCAGUGCAAACUCCAUCAAGGUGGAGCUGUACAGCGAUGAUGACCCAGGCUCCGCGUUGCGACCGCAGGGGAGAGGGGGGGAGAGGGAGGAGGGAUGGAAGGAGGAGAGAGAGGAGAAGAUGGAGGGAGAGGAGGAGGAGGAGGGCCAGGAGUCGGCAGGAGGAGAGGGGGCCAGCCCCAAGCCUUCCUCCCCGGGGCCGAUCCGCCUGCCGAACGGGAAGCUCAAAUGCGACGUGUGCGGGAUGAUCUGCAUCGGACCCAACGUGCUGAUGGUGCACAAGCGCAGCCACACAGGUGAACGGCCCUUCAAGUGUAACCAGUGUGGAGCCUCCUUCACUCAGAAGGGGAACCUGCUGCGGCACAUUAAGCUGCACUCUGGGGAGAAGCCCUUCAAGUGCCCGUACUGCUCCUACGCCUGCCGCCGUCGGGACGCCCUGACCGGACACCUCCGCACCCACUCCAUGGCGUCCCCCAUCGUGGGAAAGCCGUAUAAGUGCAGUUACUGCGGCCGCAACUACAAGCAGCAGAGCUCACUGGAGGAGCACAGAGAGCGCUGCCACAGCUACCAACAGAGCCUGGAGUCCCAGAGCAGCCAUACGCAGGGCGAGGACUUGGAGCUGAUGCAAGACCCUCUGAUACAGUCACCCUUCAUCGACAGGCUGGCCAACAGCAUCACCAAACGCAAGAGGACCACACCCCAGAAGUUUGUGGGAGAAAAGCACAUGCAUCUCAACAUGGCCGACACCCCUUAUGAGCUGAAUCCCACCCUCGACAAGGUGGGAGACGCACUUGGCCCCCAGCACCAGGGGGUGGACUCCGCCCACUUUGCAGGGGUCGGAGGGGAGUACCUCAGUGGACAAAGCGGUGGCAGUGGGGGCCCAGAACCCCGCCGGUCGCUGCGGUUACCCCACCCCCACGUGGUCACCUGCCUGUCCGAACUCACCCCCGUCAUCAGCUCCAUCUACGGCCAGCUGGGGUCCCUGGGACCGCGGGGAGACUGCGCCGGGGGCGGGGCCGGCUUGGGAGGCGUGGUCUCGGGGUUAGGUGGGCGGGAGGCGGGAGAGGGCCACGAGGACCUGCCCCACCUGGGCCAUAGCCAUGCCCAGUCUCCCGGCAACAGUUGCCAGGGCUCCACGGACAGUGAGAGCAUGGCAGGGGACCAGUGUGGCAUCGCCGUUGGCAACUCCAACCACCACCACCACCCACACUACCCGCCCGCCCCUCCUCCUCCUCCCCCUCCUCCCCCACCACCGCAGCAGCAGCCACGCGGUCGGGACAGGCGCAGCCCCGCCCCCGCCAAAGAGAGGGACUGGGGGGAGCCGGAGCGGGACGAGGCCCACCCUGCGGCGGCCCCCCCGGGCUCGCCGGGCUCUUGGGGGCCGUUGCGGCUCCUGGAUGGCGAGGGCCAGCCGGUGCGGUGCUACCGCUGCGAGCACUGCCGCAUCCUCUUCCUGGACCACGUCAUGUUCACCAUCCACAUGGGCUGCCACGGCUUCCGCCAGCCCUUCGAGUGCAACAUCUGCGGCCACCGCAGCGCCGACCGCUACGAGUUCUCCUCCCACAUCGUGCGCGGCGAGCACACGCUGGGCUGAGGGCGGGCCGAAGGGCGGGGAAGGGCGGGGCUACGCACGUAGAGAAGCCUGUGUUUGUUUGAGAUUAGGAUGAGUCCUAGUUUACUAAAAUAGGGUUAAGACAGACCGCGACUGUAUAUCCACGUACUAAUGGGUCCAAACGGGGAAGUAAAUGGCUUGUGAGUAAAAUGGAGCCGCUUAGUUAUAUACAUUUAUAUGUCUCAGUCUGUCGUAACCCUGCUUUAAGAACCUAGAGACGAGUGGGUUUGAUCUGCACCAGAGUCAGUGAGGUAGAUGGGCGUUAGGAGUUGUGCUAAGUGUUGACUGUUGACUUUUGCAGAGGCUAACUGAGGGAGGGGUACCAAUGCACAUACAGGUGGGGCUGUCAAACCUCACCUCCAGCUUUUUGCUGAUGGAGGCACACCCCAUCACAACCCCCCUCCCCCCAAACUAUUUUGUUUUGGUAAAGCACAACUAUUUCGCCUCAGAAGUGCCUUUCUCCUGUGUGGUUGACCUUUGGCCUUUAAAGUUGUGGAAAGAUUGUAUAAAUAGUGCUGCUGAUGGAGAAUCAUUGUCAGGGGAUUGGCUGGGAGGUUUACGGGGCUUCGGUCUGAGGGCUGGGUUUUUUUAGGCCUGGGGGGUCAGGGUUGCGGGGUUAUGAACUACAUGAACUAUGCACUGGCCGGGUGGAAGCACAGAUUCUAGUCUAAUCUAGUUAUUUCUGUGCUCUUAGCAGCGAAAGCUCUUUGAAUCUGAAACAUUCCAAUUUGAUACGUUUAUGAAUAUUUAUGUAGGGGGUGUGGUCAAGGACCAGUGCCCUCAUAUUUAUGAAGUAUAAAGGUAGUAGGAGCUAAUCAUUUUGAUACUAGCAAGAAUCUCUUGUUGGAGAGGAGCAGACACCCAUUGCCUUAAAAGGAGUUGCAGAAUAUUGAUUGAGCUCACAUUACACAAAUACCAAAAUAUAAAUGCAGUUUCUGCUCUUUGGGCCCUAAUAGUAGUAAUAUUUAGAAUAUGUUUUUUCUGCUGUUUGGUUCUUACAUCCAAUCGUGUCAUUUUGACAAUAUUUUAGGCUUUCCGUUGUUUUCCACUGGGUGAGUUUGGCAGCGUGGUCAUGGUGGACAUUGAAACCAGCGGUCGGCCAUGUUGGGGUCAGCCUCGUUGGGGUCGGCCAUGUUGGGGUUGGCCUCGUUGGGGGGCCUGGGCUGUGAUUUUCCUGUAGACAGUAACAUAGUCCAUUGCGUGACAAUGCAGGUCAAUGGGUAGCUUUAAAGCACUGGUGCAGAUCAGAUCACAGACUCAUCUCAACAGACUGGGGCAUUUUUGGGGGGUGGGGGUAGAGGGAUGACCUCUGUGGAGGAUUGCACUUUCUAAUGUUCCUCAUUGUUUUUUUAUUUGUUUUUUUUAAUUAUUAUUUGGGGGGGUGGUGUAUCUUAAUAUUCAAACGCUUUAGGGUUAGAGGGCUUUUUUUGGAAGGGGCAUAGGCAGAACCCAUUUUAUCCCUUUUGCACUGAUUUAUGACAAGUUGCUAUUGAGAUGAAAUACAAAAUAAACUCAAUUUAAAACACGCAGAGAGAGUACAGAGGCGAGGAGCAGCAGGUGGGUUUUGAAAGGUCAAAAAAAUAGAAAAACCCUCGGCUGUUUUCCGCUGCAAAGCACUGCAUGGUUGCUACAGCAACAGAGCAGAGAAGUGGGCGGAUGGCUGUUUGGGUACCUGUGCGCUUGUUUUGCUGUUAAAAUGGGUUUGUUUACCUUCUGCACUCAAGUACUGCACUUCUGAGUCCUGGCGCAAGAGCCGUGCCUUGGAUGUGCGACUGUGUUACUGGCCAUUUUAACCUCCUCCUCUUCUCCUUUGCAAGAGUUCUUAGCCCACAGUCUGAGUUGUUUCACACAUGAUGCAGAAACAAUUAUUUGCUGAGGACUUGUGGGUAAUGUAAUUUUUGAAGUUCUACUGUUACAGUCUGUGCCUACAUAAGCCCCUCUUUUUUAAUGUAUGUUCUUAUGGCUUUAAAAUGUGAUUUUAUCAAAAGGGGAAAUGGCAUAUUUUGUGUAGUGGAGGGCAUUUUUGGCACAUAUAAUGUUUGAUGGAAAACGCUGCAGUAGCACUUUAAUUGCAAAAGGAUAUCCUUUCAAAUGUAAAAUAAUAAUCACGUAGAGGAAGGAAUUCAUAAGCACUAAAAGAAUAUCACAAAGAUUUUUAAGGCUACUAGGCUAGUGUGCUACCAGCUGUGAAGCAAAAUGAUGGUAAUGAGAGAAUGUGUGUGUGAGUGUGUGUGUGCGCGCGCGUCUGUUCAUCUGUCUCAGUCUGCCUUGGUGAAUGUAAAACACCUUUUCCUUGCGAUACCAGUGCAGUAAUUUAUAUACUAAACAAGCUGUUGUUCCUUUUUUAAACAAAAGAUGCAUUUUGAACUUUGAAGGUCCUUUUAAAAAUGUUUUUAGAAAAUGUACAAUAUAUUUGUUUGAUUAGGAAUGGUCGAGUGACCAAAUAUGCUGGGCACAUCUGCUGUCGAAUCAGCAGAGUCGAAGGGUGGGUAUAAAUAUAUAUACACAAAUACAUACACACAUCUGCAAUAUGUAUGCAAUGUGUGUGUGUGUGUAAGUUAAUGAUGAGUAUAGUUAUAUUAAAUACAAAUGCACUUAGAUGGCUGAUAUAACAAAGAAUGAGUAAGAGAUUAAGCCAGCCGUAUGUGCGCGUGCGUGCGUGUGCAUGUGCACGUGUACACGUGUGUGGAAGACUUGAGGAGACUGACCUGGUUCGCGCCGGUGGACAGUGGGGGCGGGGGGGCGGGGUUGGCUUCGUUCUGGCAGCAGAUAACCCGUUAACCCCAGCCUGUGUUCUGUGCUUCUUUCUCUUUUCCUUUGGUUUGUUUGUGUGCUUUUUUCGUUGUUGUAUAUUGGAUUUGGAAUGUAUUCAAAUCCCACAGAUGUAUAAAAAGAGUUUUAUAUGAACUGUGAGCCGAGUCCCAGACGCUGCUCACGAACGGGAAGGCGGGGAGUCGAGCGCCACUGGCGUUGACGGGAUUUAUCACAAGCUCCACACCUUUUAUUAUUCUGCGUGAAAACACAAAUUAUAUGACGGAGAAAGAAGUCUUUUACCUCAGAUUUGUAAUACGUCUACAACUGCCUCAAGUUUUUUGGAAAAGAGGCGUGGUUCCUGGAAGGUGUCAUUUCCUUUUGUUCUUAAGGAGAAGCAUAUCCCAGUUGUCCGUUCACAUAGUUUUUCAUGUCUUAUAAAAAAUUGAAUAAAGUAAUAUUUGUUGUAAAAAA